GGUUGAUGAUGCUGUUUGUGUUCGUUAGUUACUGAUUAGCAGUUCGAUCGAAACAAACGAUGUUCUUCUUGAAAUGUACCUUUCUGCUUCUCAUGUUUUCAACUUUUCGUGCAAUUUUUGGAGAUGAUUGUGGCCAGCGGACAGCAUUGACUCGUCAGUUAGUUCACUUUGGAAACCAAUCACGCUUGGGAGAGUGGCCAUGGCAUGUUGGUUUGUUCCACAGGAUGAACAGAGCUUCACCUAGUUACGCAUGUGGUGGAACUAUUCUCACUAAAAACUGUGUCAUUACGGCUGCUCAUUGCACAUACCCGCAGUCCAGAGUGCGUCCAUUGUUUGCUUCGGAAAUACUAGUUCGAGCUGGAAUUGCUAAUAUACAACAGCUGGAACAUUCACUUCAGCAGUUUUCCGUCGCUGAGAUUCUGCGGCAUGAAGAAUACAAUACGGAUUCUUUGGAAAGUGACAUCGCGCUGCUGAAAUUAGCGGGAUCAUUUGAAUUCACGGAUUAUGUCAAACGGAUUUGCUACUGGAUUGGUGGUGAUGGAGAAGAGUUGAUCAUCGGAAAAAAUGGAAUGAUUGUUGGUUGGGGUAAAGAUGAGAACGAAGCACUUCCGGACAUUUUGCAACAUGCAAUAAUGCCGAUAGUAUCGAGAAAAAACUGUCGUGAUAGUGAUCCUGUUUAUUACCCGAAAUUCUUAUACGACAGGAAAACAUUUUGUGCUGGCUAUCGCAAUGGAACAUCUGCCGGACUUGGUGAUAGCGGAGGGGGUUUGUAUAUCGAAAUCGAUGGAAAGUGGCGUUUACGGGGAAUUGUAAGUAACGGUAAACUAAAUCCCACAACUCUUUUACUAGAUACGAAGAGCUACGUAGUGUUUACUGAUGUUGCAUACUAUAGGUCAUGGAUUAAUCAAAAAGUACCCCAAUUAAACGCAUCACAUCACGAAGAUUCUACUGGGCACCAAUUCAGUAAAUGCGGAAAAAUCAAACAAACUGAAUUUUCUCGCACCGGCUUCAAAGAAGACCGAAAGUGGCCUUGGAAAGGUGAAGUUUAUAAGAAUGGAAAACCACCUUCCAGACUUUGCGAAGUUGCAAUUAUAAACCCCCUGUUUGUGUUAUCUCCUGCUGAGGUUUACAGUCCUGAAGACGUAAUCAAUCCAUCGCAGCUUCUUAUAGUUUUCAAGGUUAUAAGAAAUUAUGAAGGAAAACCAUUUCAUCACUCAAAAGUAAGAAAGAUCAGUCCCCAUGAAAACUUUGAUCGACAGACAAGAAUGCAUAAUAUAGCUCUACUACAGCUAAAGGAUUCCUUACAAUUCACUGAACUUCUACGCCCAAUUUGUCUCUGGGAAAUGGAACCUCCGAAAUUCGAUAUUUCAAAUACUGAUGGUUAUUUAGGAGAAUUCAACAGUUUAAUUGGGCCUCAUGAUGAAUGUGUCAAUGUCUACAAUAUUUCUCAGUCAUUCUUAAACGAGCAUUCAUUGUGUAUCAUUAUAUCAAUAUAUAACUUUAGAGGAACGUUAGGAGAUCUCUUAUUUCUAAAAUAUAACGAUUCUUGGUAUCUUCGUGGAAUAUCUUUCAACAUGAUCAAACGAGAUUACGUAUAUUACAUAUUACUACUGGACGUUGCCUUUUAUAAAGAUUGGAUUAUAAAAAAAUCACUUACUCCGUCCCAGAACCUUCUCGCUAUUGAAAAUUGCUCAAGCGCUUCACCUGGCCAGUGGUUGUAUAAUAUUCGAAACAAUUAUGUACUUCAGUGCUUUGCUGCUCUAAUAUCACCGUCACUACUAGUAACAACAGCAUCCUGUGUCGAAGGAAUUCCUAUUACUAAAUUAUCAGUUGGUAUAACUGCAAAGGCACGAAAGGUUUAUCUACACCCUAGCUUCGACAAAUUGGAAUUAUCCAAUAACAUCGCUAUUGUAGAGUUGGAGCAACCUUUCGCAAACUCUCCAAUCUGUCUACCAAAAAGUGACGGGAAUAGUUCCCACUUAGAAUUACAGUAUCGACAUUGGCAGCCUGUCCUUCAAUUUGAUGAACAUUUCACAGUAAACUUUACAUCAUCUAAUGUUCGAUCCUGUGCCAGACGAUGGCAACGCGAGGGGGCGAAAGUGCACACCGACGGAGGUCACAUCUGCGGUCAGCUUUUGGGAUUCGAGAUCGGACCGAAAUAUCAGUGCAACGCCAAUCUGCACGGUUCACCGUUAGUGUAUGAAUCCGGUAACAAUACUUUUCUUAGGGGAAUCCUAGACAUUGGAAAGGGCAACCAUUGCGAACUGAAUGAUCUACCAGAGGUAUACAUCGAUGUGAGUUUCUACUCAGAAUGGAUUGCUGGUAUUGAGAAGACGAAUCGUGAAGGUUCGACGGCCCCUGCUGUAGAAAUCGAAACAACCGAAAGAGAAGAAUGGAGAAAAGGUAGUUGGUAGUAGUUGGAAAGAAAGUAACUCUAGUAACAAUUAAAGUACUAACGAGCUUCGAAAUGUGCUAUCAGGAAUUUAAAUAAAUUGACUCCAUUCAUCUCAUAUACUUAAA
Messenger RNA from Malaya genurostris, 2520 nucleotides. RefSeq lists its product as uncharacterized. Lineage: Eukaryota; Metazoa; Arthropoda; Insecta; Diptera; Culicidae. The transcript has 3 exons. Gene Ontology annotation, molecular function: serine-type endopeptidase activity. Gene Ontology annotation, biological process: proteolysis. The record is from RefSeq and is a predicted model, not a curated record. The coding region runs from base 60 to 2414 and encodes 784 amino acids.